CAACCUUCAGACAGAACCAGCAUCACAAAGAAGACGACACAUCCCAGAAGGAGACAUAGAAGGAGAGUGGUUCACUCAACGUCUUCGACCAAUUGGAAAAUCCAACUACACCUACCUAUCUUGACUGAAGGUUCGCUCGAUUCGGUCACUAGGUACAACUGUCUACUCCGGACAGACAUUUACAGUGGUGAAUUCGUCGUCCGUUUUCGCCUCCAUCAUCUUUCAUACUGUCAUCCUGCACCUGGUGGCAUACACGAUGGAGGGCCUUUUUGAAGAGUUUCGCAAUGCCUACAAGGCAAGAUCCGGAUAUUCUCUUGCACAAACACUCCAGCCCUUCAGCCCAGUCAACAAGCCUGGCAAGCUUCGGUCCAUCUAUCUGAGCACAAACAUUCAAGAAGUCAAAGCCGAUGUCAAGUACAUGCUCCAGAGUCGAAGUUCAGGAUCUAAGAAAUUCAAGCUUGACCACGAGGAGGCCAACGGCUGGGUGGAGGUCUACACGGCUUACUGGAAGGCCAUCGGCGAGAUUUUGAAAGUGGAAGGCGACUCCAGUACUGGAGGUAGGUCUUCUUCAUGGACAAAGGUGUAUGAGGCGUGGAAGGAAUUGACCACUGCUCUCAUUCGCGGUUACACGAACUAUGGAUUCGAGGCUUGGACUAUUCCUUGCCUCUAUACUGCAGGCAAGCACCUACGACUUUUCGCCAUUAGCUCGGACGAGGAGCGCAACACCAGCGACGCUGCCGCCAACGCUAUGGAGCUUGGCGAUGACUUCGACCCCGACCUGGAGAAGCAGAAGCAGCUCCGUGACUGCGAACAGCAGCUCAAGCGCAUUUUCACACUGUGCUUGAGUGACAGAGCGCCCCUCGAGGACUCGAGGAAAUGGGCUAUCUACUUCGUCAUCAAUCUGCUCUUCAAGACUUACUUCAAACUCAACUCUGCCAGUCUUAGUCGGACAAUCCUUAAGGCACUAUCUACGAAUCGUGGAGAUAUGCCUCCAUUGGAAGCGUUCCCCAAAUCACAGCGGGUAACGUUCAAGUUUUAUGAAGGCGUGCUUUUCUUCCUUGAGGAGAACUACGUCGAGGCCGAGAAGCAUCUCACCGAAGCAUGGUCUCUCUGUCACAAGGACGCCAAGAGCAACCAAGAGAGAAUCCUUACCUACUUGAUUCCCUGCCAUCUCCUUACCACCCACACCCUCCCGAGUAGCAAACUCCUUGAACCGUUUCCCCACCUGCAAAAGCUCUUCCUCCCGCUAUCGCGCUGCAUCCGCUCAGGCGACCUGCGCAACUUUGACCUGGCCCUCCAGGAGGGCGAGGAGGAGUUCGUACGCCGCAGAAUCUAUCUCACUCUAGAACGAGGCCGCGACAUCGCGCUGCGUAACCUCUUGCGCAAGGUCUUCAUCGCCGGCGGUUUCGAGGAAGCCAAGGAACCCGGUGUGGCGCCGGUCCGUCGUACAAGAAUCCCCGUUGCCGAGUUUGCGGCCGCAAUCAGUCUCGGCAGCCAGGAGAGCGUGGACCCAGACGAGGUUGAGUGCCUACUGGCUAACAUGAUUUACAAGAAUCUGAUGAAGGGCUACAUCGCCCGUGAGCGCGGGAUUGUCGUUUUGUCCAAGAACGGGGCGUUCCCCGGAACGGGGGUGUGAAAGUUGGUGGUGUGGGGAAAGUCCAUGACCAAAGACUGCACUGCAUGAGAUAGUCACCAGCCUAAAAAUGAGAUACGAGCUUAAUACCACAGAAGAAGGAGCGCAAAACGGCGAUGGGUCUCCCAAUGAGGCAUCGGUCACAUAUCUUACACGAAUGGCGAGGGGCUCGACAGAGGGAACGUCGUGCUUGGCGUUAUCAGGCUCAUAAAGUCUAUCUCGACGCCGUUUGUCGAACUGCUGGGUGAAUACACUUAGACGCCUCGCAUCUUUUCAUGAUUCCCCCACCUGCCUUUGGGUAGGAUCAUGACUCUGAGCCUCGUCGCUGGCGUCGCGUAUUGAGAACCAAAACUUGCUGGUCGUGUCAAUCACCUGGGUCAUCGUUUGGGUGUACGGUGCACUUGGUGUAGCACGCGUUCUCUGUCCCCACUAUCACUGCACGUCCACGUAACCACA
Molecule: messenger RNA, 2089 nt
Organism: Colletotrichum navitas
Lineage: Eukaryota; Fungi; Ascomycota; Sordariomycetes; Glomerellales; Glomerellaceae
Product: PCI domain-containing protein
Exons: 6
Coding region: 257-1636 (459 amino acids)
Biological process (GO): poly(A)+ mRNA export from nucleus
Molecular function (GO): RNA binding; double-stranded DNA binding
Source: RefSeq, a predicted model, not a curated record